AUGAAAGUCAACAAAUUUCUCGGUCUGACGGGGGGCGGAAUUGUGCGCGAGGAGCUCAUCCACCGUCGUGUUGAGUACGUCUUUGGAUAUCCCGGCGGCGCAGCUCUCCCACUCUUUGAUGCUCUGCACAACAACCGCGCUUUCGAGUUUAUUCUUUCCCGUCAUGAGCAGGGCGCCGGCCAUAUGGCCGAAGGAUACGCUCGGGUAUCCGGUCAACCAGGUGUCCUCCUCGUGACCUCCGGCCCUGGAUCCUCCAACCUGGUGACACCCAUGCUGGAUGCCCUGCUGGAUGGCACGCCUCUCGUCGUGUUCUGCGGCCAGGUUUCCACAGCCGUACAAGUCACGGGUGCGUUCCAGGAGAUUGAGAUCAUGAAGCUGGCCAAGACCUGUACCAAGUGGUGCGGGCUGGUGCAGGAUAUCAGUGAGCUCCCUGCGUGCAUAGAGGCGGCAUUUCAAGUCGCGACCAGCGGUCGACCAGGCCCAACGCUGGUGGCGAUACCCAAGGAUAUUGGGUUGGUUGUGUUUGACGAGCUCGCCUUCCAGAAGGCCCAAGGCCCUCCGCUCGAAGUCCCUGCGUGCAUCCCGCAGUGGGGGACUGAGCAGUUGGAGGACUCCAUCAAUCGAGUCGGGCGUUUGAUCAACCUUGCAGAGAGGCCGAUCAUCAUAUGCGGCCAAGGAGUGCUAAGUACCGCCAAAGGGCCCGCCUUGGUCGACAUGCUGUUGGAAUUGGUCCAGAUGCCCGUCGCCACGACGCUGCUCGGCACCGGGGCUGUGGACGAGCUUCGCCCCGAGGCUCUGGGGAUGGUAGGCACGUAUGGAACGGUGCCAGCCAAUCUAGCCGUCCAGGAGGCCGAUCUGGUCCUUGCUCUGGGGGCGCGACUAGAUGAACGAGCCGUCGGACACGCCGCAGGCUUUGCACCCGCUGCGCGCGACGCCGCAACCAGAGGCUGCGGCGGCAUCGUGCACUUUGAUAUCGACCGGGGUAGCGUGGGCAAAGUUGUUGAGCCAACGGUCACGGUUCUCGGGGAUCUCUGCAUCAGCCUCGUCAUGCUGCUGCAGCGUGUCGCGGCCCGCUCCAACCCGGAAUGGUUCCAGCGCAUCCAACGCCUCAAACGGAAGCACCCGUUCCAGUACCAGCCGUCCCCUAUGCCCCGGAAGAUGUCUGCUCGACGUCUCCUCCCACAGGCAGUCAUCGCGGAGCUCGACGCCCAAACCACUGCGACGAAGCAGUCCACCAUCAUCACCACGGGCGUCGGGCAGCAUCAAAUGUGGGCGGCGCGGUAUUACCAGUGGCGCACGCCUCGCAGCCUGAUCACCUCGGGCGCCCUGGGGACGAUGGGGUUCGGCCUUCCCGCGGCGAUCGGGGCGAAGCUGGCGCGGCCCGACUGCACGGUGCUUGAUGUCGAUGGCGAUGCGUCGCUGUGCAUGACCAUGGAGGAGAUGCUCACGGCGGUGCAAUUUGGGGUGGAGAUCAAGAUCCUUAUCAUCAAUAAUGGGGAGCAAGGGAUGAUCAAGCAGCUGCAGAACACCUCCUACGAGGGACGGGUCGUCCAUGCGCAUCAGGUCAACCCGGACUUUGUGCGCCUGGCCCAGAGUAUGGGCUGCAAAGGGCGGCGGUGCGACUCGAAGGAUGAUCUGGCAGCGAGUGUUCGGUGGCUCUUGCAGACAGAAGGCGUGGUGCUACUGGAGGUCGUGACCGAGGGAAAUGUGCCGAUGGUUCCAAUAGUGCCGACUGGGCAGCCGUUGGAUGCGAUUGUGAAGAGCUUGCCAACUUCGUCGAAGAGUGCUUUGAGGGGAGAGACUCCAUUCCUCAUUUGA
Molecule: messenger RNA, 1818 nt
Organism: Aspergillus clavatus NRRL 1
Lineage: Eukaryota; Fungi; Ascomycota; Eurotiomycetes; Eurotiales; Aspergillaceae
Product: acetolactate synthase
Exons: 2
Coding region: 1-1818 (605 amino acids)
Biological process (GO): L-valine biosynthetic process
Cellular component (GO): mitochondrion; acetolactate synthase complex
Molecular function (GO): thiamine pyrophosphate binding; acetolactate synthase activity; magnesium ion binding
Source: RefSeq, a predicted model, not a curated record